AUGUUUCGGCCUAGCUUCUUUCCGAGGUGGAGAUAUCCUCAGCGUCCACGUCCACGUCCGCGUAUACGUUUAAGUCCGCCUACAAUUCUGUCAAUUACCACUCCUGAACUACCACCCUUUGUUCCUGAGCCGCCUAAAUCUGAUACAACAAAAUUGAUUAUCAUCAUCAUAGCUGUUACUAUCGUCGCAUUUUUAGUUCUUGGCAUUAUAGGUCUUGGAAUUGGUCUCGGUUUCAAAAAAUCUUCGAAUCCAACACCUGAAACUACCAAAGUACCAUGUAGUGGAACAAUGACUGAAAAUGGAUGUAUACUGACUACUGCGGCACCAACAACAACGUUACCAUCUACUCCUACUUCUGCUAGUACUACAGCCAUUACCAAUACCACGUCAUCAGUAUAUAAUAUCGCAGGCAAUACUUCUACAGUUUCAUCUAAUUUCAAUAAAAUUGGAUCUAAUACUAAUCGUAUCUCAACUAGCAGUAAUGGUAUUCCAGUACGUAUCAAUGGUGCCUCAACUAAUAUUAACGGUAUUCCAUCCAGUAUCAAUGGUGUCUCAACUAAUAUUAAUGGUAUUCCAUCUAGUGUCAAUGGUGUCUCAUCUAGUGUCAAUGGUGUCUCAUCUAGUGUCAAUGGUGUCUCAUCUAGUGUCAAUGGUGUCUCGUCUAGUAGUAAUAGCAUUCCAUUUAAUACUAACAGUAUCUCGUCAAACGCCAACGGUAUCCCAUCCAAUAUCAAUGGUGUUUUAUUUAACACUAAUGGCAUUGAAUCUAGCGUCAAUGGCAUUCCAUCGAACCAAAAUGGUACCCCAUCUAACCCUUAUGGUAUCUCAUCUAACUCCUAUGGCAUCUUAUCUAACCAAAAUGGUAUCCUAUCUAACCCUUAUGGUAUCUCAUCUAACUCAUAUGGUAUUCCAUCGAACCAAAAUGGUACCCCAUCUAACCCCUAUGGUAUCUCAUCUAACUCCUAUGGCAUUCCAUCGAACCAAAAUGGUAUCCUAUCUAACCCUUAUGUUAUCUCAUCUAACUCCUAUGGUAUUCCAUCGAACCAAAAUGGUACCCCAUCUAACCCUUAUGGUAUCUCAUCUAACUCCUAUGGCAUCUUAUCUAACCCCUAUGGCAUCUCAUCUAAUCCUAAUAGCGUCGCAUCUAGUCCUAACGGUAUUCAGUCUAACCCUACUGGUGUUUCAUCUAACCAUUACGGUAUCUCAUCUAAUCCGUAUGGUAUCCCAUCUAAUCUUAACGGUAUCUCAGCUAAUCCGUAUAGUAUCCAGUCUAACCCUAGCGGUGUCGUGUCUAACCCUUAUGGUGUUUCAUCUAGCCGCAACGGUGUCCCAUCUAACCCUAGCGGUGUCUUAUCUAACCCUUAUGAUAUUUCAUCUAAUCCUAACGGCAUCUCAUCGAACCCUAAUGGUGUCGCAUUUAAUACUAAUGGUAUUUCAUUUAAUCCAAAUGGUUUUCCAUCUAAUAUCAAUGGUAUCUCCUCAAACAGCAAUGGUUUCUCGUCUAUUAGUAAUAUAUUUUCUGCGACUACUACUACUACUAUUACUACUACUUCUACUACUUCUACUACUACCAGCACCAGUACCACCACCACCACCACCACCAGCACUACCACAACUACUACUACGGCUAGAACCACCACCACUCGACCCUGGUACGAAGUAGAAGAGCCCAUUGCUGAUAUUAUUGAUGCUGCCGAACUUCCUGCUACACCUAGCAGAAGACAAUACACAACCACAACUACUGAUUCGGGUGACAUAGACUUUCUGACUGAUUUUACGACGAGAGCAUCUCGUACUAGACCUAGAACUACGACAACAACUACAGCUGAGCCGACACCCAUCGCUUGGCCAUUCAUUGUUGCUCUUUAUCUUCGCGAUCAAAAGAUUUGCACUGGUUUCCUUCUUACCAAUCGACACGUUAUCACAUCAGCCACUUGCGUCUACAAUCUCGAUGAAACUUCAAUGGCUAUUUAUUUUGGUGUCGACAGGUUAUCAAGCAGAAAUCAGGCGUUAAGACGCGACGUUUCCACUGUCGCUUAUCCAUCAACAUAUCGAAAGGGUCGAACAGUAGAUGAUAUUGCUGUUUUAACAUUGACUCGAAAUGUUACCUUUAGUGCAGCAGUCGGCGUCUGUUCCAUUCCAAAAAGUUUAUCGGUUCCUCAAAUGAAUGAUGACAGUGUUAUUGUUGGCUGGAACGACGACAUCGCUAUUUCGGACAAGAUUCAAGAAGCUGAAGUUCGAAUCGAAAGUCCUGCCACAUGUGGCCUAUCGACGUUGAUCAAGAGUCGAUUGUGUGGUCGCUAUAGUAGUAGUAGCAAAUGUAUGACUGAUCGUGGUAGUCCUUUAGUCGUGAGAGGUAUCGAUGGCGAAUGGAUAUGUGCUGGUAUUGCCAUUGGUGAUAGAUCCAGAUGUAGAUCGGUCGGAAUCUAUACACGAAUCAGUUAUCACAAUGAAUUCAUCUUUAGUUCAAUAACGUGAACAAAUUGUUCAACAGAGCAUCAAUGUUGGCUAGAUACUUUGACUUAUUACUCAUCGGAGCUAUCUCAUCAAAUAUUUUCAUUCGGCAGUCUUGCUGUGUAUGUUGAUACUUUUCAACGGAACCACGAAUCAGAAGUAAGCAGCGCAAAUAGCAACGACAACAGUAGCGAACGUAUAGCUUUGAUUAAAAAAGCCCUUGAAGAUCAUCUAUUGCACGAAGCAAAUGCUAGUAGUUUACCAUUGAGUUUGUUCGAACAAACGAAAACUCUUCUGUUAGAUUUCUGUACGAAUUUAACGUCCACUGAGAUCGAAUCAGUCGAAGAACUUCCAGUAUUGCAAUGUUCUGAAACGACCUGUUCUUCAAAUGUUAUGAAUCUGAUGGUGCUUUUUAUUGUUAGUGUUGUUAGUGCAGGAUUAGUUGCUGCUAUAGUUCUGGUUCAAAUCUACAAAACUCAACAUCAAAUGAAAAUGUCGAAAAAGUUUUCGCGACGGGCAAAACCGGCAGAUUUGUAUCUAGCGAAUAAUGCAGCGUCUGAUAUACAAACGACGCGAUUUUAG
This is a messenger RNA of Adineta ricciae, 3036 nucleotides long. Lineage: Eukaryota; Metazoa; Rotifera; Eurotatoria; Adinetida; Adinetidae. The record is from the annotation of a GenBank genome assembly.